GAAGGUUAUAUGUGACCAUUGAUAUUUUUAAGUAGUUCAGUGUUACCAAAAUUACGAUGGACCCGUCAAAAAGAGACGACAUAUUGAAUCAAGCAAGACAAGAAAUUGCACUAGCAAAUGCACAGAUGUUACUACAGACUGUUGCAGAUAAAUGUUUCAGAAAAUGUGUUUACAAACCAGGAGCCUCAUUGGACAACUCAGAACAGAAAUGUGUAGCCAUGUGCAUGGACAGAUAUAUGGAUGCUUGGGAUUUAACGGCAAAAACAUACGCCAGUAGGUUACAACGAGAAAUGUCAUAGAAGUUUAUACAUUGUCAGGGAACUUUGAAAUUUUCAAGACGAAUGGAUGGACAAAAAAGGAACAAGGACAGCAGAAAUAGGAUAGUAGAUGUCAGGAUUGUUAUGUGUCCAGUGACCAGCGCCCUAACGUCAAUAUACAUCUGUAUACAGGGUACAUUUUAGUGGUCUUAGUACUGUUGAUGUGUGAACAGACAUCUGCAAUCUACAGAAAAAGCCAUGCAGAUAUUCAACAUGAUCUUUUCUGUCAUAUUUCUUGCCAAUCUGUAUAUCAGAUUUACACAUUGUGACAGAAAUGAAAAUAAGACUUAAAAAAUAUAUGUCCUACUCUGAAUGUAAAACCAGUCUGUAUAUCAAAUCAAAUUAAAAUAAAAAGUUCUUAGUCAGAAUUAUCAGUGGAAAAUUACAUAAUGUCCAUACCACAUAUUACAUUUCCAUUGUGUUACGAUCACUUAAUUUUUUUUUUUUUUAUUUACUAAAACAAAAUAAUUUAUAAGUUAAAAAUGCAUAUUGGAUUCAUCAAGAUUUCCUAGGUGCAUGCAAUCUGCUAUGUAAUACGGUAUCAGGGGAAUUCACAACUUAUUCAUUCUGUGUAUUCUUGUUUUAUUGAAGUUUGAUAUUAUGACAGGAAUCAGAGGGAUGGGAGACAGACCAAAUCAGAGUUAAAAAUGGUACCUGAAUUAAAUAUUUGGGGAAUUCAUCGACCAGCUUUAAGUAUUCCUAAUUAUAAUAUGUGGAAGAAAUCUUUGAUGUUUCAAAUCAUCAGUCAUCCAUGUUAGUAGACACUACAACCAGUUACAGUACUCAGUGUGCUUACCAUUCUGUGAGUUAUUUUCAUAUACACAUGUAUGUUUGAUUUUGAUAUGUAAAAUAUUAAUGAAUAAAAAAAACAAUUUAU
Messenger RNA from Ylistrum balloti, 1194 nucleotides. Its product is annotated as mitochondrial import inner membrane translocase subunit Tim13-B-like. The record is from RefSeq and is a predicted model, not a curated record. The coding region runs from base 57 to 299 and encodes 80 amino acids. The transcript is spliced from 3 exons. Lineage: Eukaryota; Metazoa; Mollusca; Bivalvia; Pectinida; Pectinidae.